Molecule: messenger RNA, 2419 nt
Organism: Microcebus murinus (gray mouse lemur)
Lineage: Eukaryota; Metazoa; Chordata; Mammalia; Primates; Cheirogaleidae
Gene: RTP4
Product: receptor transporter protein 4
Biological process (GO): protein insertion into membrane; protein targeting to membrane; detection of chemical stimulus involved in sensory perception of bitter taste
Cellular component (GO): cytoplasm
Molecular function (GO): olfactory receptor binding
Source: RefSeq, a predicted model, not a curated record
GUACUGAACCCGGAAACUGAAACUGUGUUUCUCUAGCUGGGAAUCCAGCAACACUGAAAGGUACUCACUGAACAAUGAUUCAGCCUCAGAAGCAGAGAAUGGGUUUGGAUAUCGGGACGUGGGAGCAGAUAUUUCAAGAACUGAUCCAGGAGGUGAAACCCUGGGCCAAGUGGACCCUGAAGUUGGACGGGGACCUUCAGCUGGACUGCCUAGCCCCAGGGUGGAAGCAGCACCAGCAGAGAGCCUUUGGCUGGUUCCAUUGUUCCUUAUGCUGCCGAAGUUGGGCUUCAGCCCGAGUGCAGAUUCUGUGCCACACAUACUGGGAACGCCGGAUGGACCAGGGCCAGGUGGUCAUGCGACCUUUUGCUCAGAGGUGCCAGAAGUGUACCUGGUCCCAAUAUGAGAUGCCUGAAUUCUCCCCAGAGAGCACCACGAGGAUUCUGAACAACCUGGUGCAGCAUAUUCUGACGAGGUACUACAAGGAUGGAACCAGGAAGCCUCCAAAUACAUCAGUGAUCCCAGAGGUGACUUUGGAAGGGUCCCACGACACGGCCAACUGCGAGGCAUGCGCUCUGGGCUUCUGCUUAGAGGGCUUGCAAAGCCACAGGACAGAGCCACUCCCAUCCCCACCCUCCUACCUGAAGAUUGGGACAUCCUUUCUUGGAAAUAGUAUUGUGUGCAUCCCAAAACAAGCCAUGAAACAGUCAGCUCAGGCAAAGGAAGCUAAGGCGAGUGGCUCUAAGGGGUCAGUGCCCAGCCGUGCCUGGGAUCCAUUAACCAUCUGUCUCUUUUGUCUCCUAGUUGUUGCUCUUGUACUUACAGGCUUUAAAAAAGAAUCAUAAACAUAGGCUUGCCUUCUUCUCUCCUCUGGUCUGAAGUCCAUGACAAUCAAUGAACUGGCAGCCAUUUUAAUAUGAUAGAGAAUUUACUUUGAGACCAAGCAGGGUCAAGUUUAUAGAAUAAACACUAGUUUCCUAGAUAUUCUCUGAAAAUAGUCUAAAACAUGACCAAGGACAUACUGGACCAAAUAAUAAAUAUGUGUUGAAUCACUGAAAGAUCUUCGUUCAUUUAUUCACUUAUUCACAUUCAUUAGUAUCAAUAAAUACAGAGAUCAUAUCUUGACAAGAAUAGUGGGUAGUGAGCACUAUCGGAAAGUGUGGUAGGCAGAAUAAUGGUCCCCUCCCCCAAAUAUGCAUGCCCUAAUUCCAGAAGUUAUAAAUAUGUUACUUUAUGUGGCAGAACGGACCUUCGCAGAUGUGAUUAAUUUAAGGAUCUUGAGAUAGGUAGAUGACCUUGCGUUAUUCAGGUGGGUAAUAACAAGGGUCUUUAUAAGAGGGAGACAACAGGGCCAAAAUCAGAAAAAGGAUAUUUGACAAUGGAACCAGAGGUUGGGAGAUGUGCUUGGAAGUUGGAGGAAGGGGCCACUAGCCAAGGAGUGAAGGCAGAAUCCAAAAAGGCAAAGAAAAAUGUCCUCUGGAGCCUUCCGAAGGAACCAGGCCUGCCAACACAUGGCUUUCGCCCAGUGAUUUUGAACUUCUGACCUCCAGAGCUGUUAGAUAGUAUUAUAGAUUUGCCUUGUUUUUAGGCACUAAGUUUGUGGUAAUUUGUUAUAGCAGCAAGAAGAAACUAAUAUAGUUAUCAACAUUACAGCAGGAAUCAGGCAAUUAUGUUUUAGGUAUGUCUCAGUUCUGCAGAAAAAAAGAACACUUUGUACAUUAGAAAUAUUGACCCAUCCCAUCCCCUCUUGUUCUUCCUUCUCUCCUACUUAAACACACUCAUGUCCCCAUUCCAAAAAGACUCCCUUUGAUUUGAUGACCCUUGGAGCUACCACAUUGGAUUGGCAAGCAGGUAGGCACUUGCCAGUGUUGAGAUCCUGUGACGCAAGGCUACCUCCUUCACACCUGUCUGCGUCUGUGAGGCAUUUCUGUGUGCCCGCCACACUGCCUUCUCCACAUGACCGUGUUUAAAACCAAGCUCAACAGCAUCUCUGACUUUGGUGUUUCCGUUCCCCCCAGCUUCCCACCCAUGCUUAUCACUUUGGUGUCGCCUUUAACUUCUUCUCCCUGUCACUAACACUUUUCGUCCCUUCUUUUGUCAAGUUGCUCCCAUCUCUUCCUUCUACCUUCCCUUGUCGUCCCCUCUCCCCACCUGGUUCAAGAUUACUGAAUGGAGAGGGAAUUUGGAGUUCGUCCAUAGACAAUGAGGAGUCUGUGCAGGCAUUUGGAAGAUAUGGGUAAUUUGAGUAGAACCACAUUUAAAAAAUACUGUCUUUUCCUGGGGAAGAGUAGAGUAUAGAAUAGCAAUAGUGAAGAAUCUGGCUUGCAACAGGGUAGUGAUAAAUCCAGAAAGAGGUUUAUGUAGACAAUAAUUAUAAGAGGCCAGAAAACCCAAGGAUAAAAACACCUCCUUUUUAUCUGGC